AUUGGCUGAUCAUUUUGGUGGUAAACUUCAUAUGGGAUUUAUAAAAAUACGUGACAGAUUGAAAGAACUCGAAGUACGCAAUUAUUUCAUAGAAUAUUUUAUGAACUUAUUAAUUAAAGUCUUCCUUUAGAUAUGGAGAACAUCUCUGAUCUCUGGAUCAUGACUGGAUGACAUGGAGAACAGUAGGAUUUUCCAAACAAUGAAAAGAUAAUGGAACAUUCUGAUCACUGGAUCAUGACUGGAUGACAUGGAGAACAGUGGGAUUUUCCAAACAAUGAAAAGACAAUGGAACAGUCUGAUCACUGGAUCAUGACUGGAUGACAUGGAGAACAGUAGGAUUUUCCAAACAAUGAAAAGACAAUGGAACAUUCUGAUCACUGGAUCAUGACUGGAUGACAUGGAGAACAGUGAGAUUUUUAAAACAAUGAAAAGACAGUGGAACAUUCUGAUCACUGGAUCAUGACUGGAUGACAUGGAGAACAGUGGGAUUUUCCAAACAAUGAAAAGACAAUGGAACAGUCUGAUCACUGGAUCAUGACUGGAUGACAUGGAGAACAGUAGGAUUUUCCAAACAAUGAAAAGACAAUGGAACAUUCUGAUCACUGGAUCAUGACUGGAUGACAUGGAGAACAGUGAGAUUUUUAAAACAAUGAAAAGACAGUGGAACAUUCUGAUCGCUGGAUCAUGACUGGAUGACAUGGAGAACAGUGAGAUUUUUAAAACAAUGAAAAAACAACGGAACAUUCUGAUCACUGGAUCAUGACUGGAUGGCAUGGAGAACCGUGGGAUUUUCAAAAUAAUGAAAAGACAAUGGAACAUUCUGAUCACUGAAUCAUAAAAACUUUUUUGUCUUGUGUGUAGGACGAGGUGUCAAAGAAACGGGAGGAAAGAGAACAAGAGAGGGUGAGAAGACGAGAUGAAAGAGAGAAAGAACUGGAAGAGAGAAGAAAGAAAGAACGAAAUGGCGACAGGUAA
This is a messenger RNA of Paramuricea clavata, 975 nucleotides long. The record is from the annotation of a GenBank genome assembly. Lineage: Eukaryota; Metazoa; Cnidaria; Anthozoa; Malacalcyonacea; Plexauridae.